Messenger RNA from Gamsiella multidivaricata, 1806 nucleotides. Its product is annotated as tryptophan synthase beta subunit-like PLP-dependent enzyme. Gene Ontology annotation, biological process: L-threonine catabolic process. Bases 1 to 1806 code for a protein of 601 amino acids. Gene Ontology annotation, molecular function: pyridoxal phosphate binding; threonine deaminase activity. The transcript is spliced from 3 exons. Lineage: Eukaryota; Fungi; Mortierellomycota; Mortierellomycetes; Mortierellales; Mortierellaceae. The record is from RefSeq and is a predicted model, not a curated record.
AUGUCUCCUAUAUCGGUAAAGCCUCGCGUCCCCACCUACGCCGAACCCACCUCUUCCACUCCAGAUAUUCCAAAACCGACUGCCGCCACCACCAACGCCGCCUCCGCUCCUUCUCCACCACCAUCCCCAUCUCCUUCUCAGGCUCCUGGUGCCUCUCGGAGAACCUACUCGCCUCCUUACGUCCGCUCUGUCUCCCACUCCCCACCCUUCCCCGGAUCCUCACACUCCCUCCCCUCUCCCGCUCUCUCCUCCGCUUCCUCCACCACCACGACCGACUACCUCGACCGCCCCUACCCCGACUACCUUCGUCUGAUCCUCACAUCAAGGUGCUACGACAUUCUCAAACAAACCCCACUCACUCACGCCAUCAACCUCUCCAACCGUGUCAACAACAACAUUUACUUCAAACGCGAAGAUCUCCAGGAUGUGUUCUCCUUCAAGAUCCGAGGCGCCUACAACAAAAUGGCCCACCUCUCGGAAGACGAAAAACGUCGUGGUGUCAUCGCCUGCUCGGCGGGGAAUCAUGCCCAGGGUGUAGCCCUCGCCGCCAAGACUAUGGGUCUCAAGGCCAUAAUCGUCAUGCCAACUCCGACCCCGGAGAUCAAGUACAAGAACGUUCAACGACUCGGAUCGACCGUCAUCCUCCACGGCAAGAACUUUGAUGAGGCCAAGUCCGAAUGCGAGCGAUUAGCGAGUUUACACAACUACACCAACAUCCCACCGUUCGAUGAUCCCUAUGUGAUUGCGGGCCAGGGAACCAUUGGGGCCGAGAUCCUGAGACAGCAUAAGAUGGAAGAAAUAGAUAUGAUCUUUUGUACGGUUGGAGGCGGGGGGUUGAUCGCGGGUAUUGCGGCCUAUGUGAAGCGAGUUGCCCCGCAUAUCAAGAUCGUCGGGUGUGAGGCCUUCGAUGCGAAUGCCAUGACUCGGAGUUUACAAGCCGGUCGACGAGUCGAACUGGCCGACGUCGGACUGUUUGCAGACGGUGCGGCUGUCAAGGUCGUGGGGGAGGAGCCCUUCCGGCUUUGUCAGAAGUUUGUCGACGAGAUGGUCGAGGUGACUAAUGACGAGAUCUGUGCGGCCAUCAAGGACAUCUUUGAGGAUACGCGAUCCAUCGUCGAGCCUGCGGGCGGACUGGCUGCGGCAGGGUGCAAGAAGUACCUGCGCGAACACAACCUGUCCCACAAGACCUGCAUCGUCAUCACAUCUGGCGCCAACAUGAACUUUGAACGACUCCGCUUCGUUGCCGAGCGUGCCCUGCUCGGCGAACAAAAGGAGGCCCUUCUCUCCGUGGUCAUCCCCGAACAACCGGGUGCAUUCCUCAAACUGUACAUGCAUAUCCAUCCUCUGAUGGUCACCGAAUUCUCCUACAGGUUCACGCCCAACAAGAAGCACGCACAAAUCUUCAUGUCCUUCCUGUGUAAUGAUCGCAAGAAUGAAGUGCCCUUAAUCAUGAAGACCAUUGGUGACCAUGGCAUGCAGGCUUGGGACAUCAGUGACGAUGAGAUGGCCAAGAGCCAUGCCCGAUUCAUGAUCGGAGGUCGCUCCAAGGUACCGAACGAGCGUAUGUUCCGAUUCGAGUUCCCCGAGAGACCUGGCGCACUGCUGCAGUUCUUGCAGGGUCUACGUGCCGGCUGGAACGUUUCUCUCUUCCACUACCGUAAUCACGGCUCAGAUAUGGGCAAGGUUCUCGCAGGCCUUCAGGUGCCCAAGAAAGACAGCGUAGAGUUCGCAAAGUACCUCGCACGCCUAAACUACCACUGGGUCGAGGAGACUAACAACCCUCUCUACAAGCAAUUCUUCAGCUAG